UAUGGCUAACACUUGAAAAAAACACAAACAAAAACAAAACAAUCAAAUAAAUUUCCAAGCUAUACAAAGUUAUGACCACGCUCCUGGGCAAACUGCGCAAAGCGCCCAAGCCGGAGUUCAAUGUGCUCAUCCUGGGCCUCAACAAUGCGGGCAAGAGCACCUUGGCGGCACGUCUCGGCCUGGAAACCGAUGAUGCCGUCAAGCAGGUUACUCCGACGGUUGACCUAACAGAAAGGCAUUUGAAAUUUAAGAAAAUGAAAGUUUGUUUGCGUGAUUUGAGUGGUCAGUAUAGAAAGCGUAAGUCGUGGCACACAUUCUAUAAGGAUGCCAAUGUAUUGAUCUUUGUUAUCGACAGCGCGGAUGCAUCUCGCCUGAGUGAGGCACGCUGUGAGCUGUGCGAGGUUCUGCUGGAUGAGCGACUCUCGCAUGUGCCGCUGCUGCUUUUGGCCAAUAAACAGGAUGCCUUUGGUGCUCUGCCCGGCUCCAUGAUUGUUGAGCUGCUAGGCCUGAAUCGCAUCGAGGAUCGUCCUUGGAAAAUAUACGAAUGCUCCUCACUGGCAGGUGUGGGCAUCGAUAGCACCGUUGAUUGGAUCUACGAGCGAUUGAAGAAACUGCGGCCAGCUAGUCUUUUUAGUAGGUUUUUUACUCCUUAUUUUUUGUUUGGGCCCACAUGUUUGUUGGAUCGUCGACCACGGGGCAUGGACGAUUAAUAAAAUUUAUGUAACUGGCACACAUCGAAUAAUCUAUUAUUCAUUUCGAAUUCAAUUCGAGCAACAACAACUACAGGUCGAAGAAGAAUGACAACAAAUAGGCCAUGGCACACAUCUGGGCAAGAAGAAGAGAAUUUAUACUGAGUUUAAAUA
Molecule: messenger RNA, 863 nt
Organism: Drosophila navojoa
Lineage: Eukaryota; Metazoa; Arthropoda; Insecta; Diptera; Drosophilidae
Product: ADP-ribosylation factor-like protein 3
Molecular function (GO): GTPase activity; GTP binding
Source: RefSeq, a predicted model, not a curated record